Drosophila novamexicana is the source of this 4611-nucleotide messenger RNA. Its product is annotated as RNA-binding protein MEX3B. The transcript is spliced from 3 exons. Gene Ontology annotation, molecular function: RNA binding. The record is from RefSeq and is a predicted model, not a curated record. Bases 1425 to 3758 code for a protein of 777 amino acids. NCBI's taxonomy places the organism in Eukaryota, Metazoa, Arthropoda, Insecta, Diptera, Drosophilidae.
GUUCAAAAAAUUGACGUCACGACCCGUUGCUAUUUUGAUACACGCCACAAACUGCUGCUUCGACGUGAACGGCUGGUUUCGAUAUCAGUUCAAUAGUCACUUUCAUCGAUGUUGGCAGAUGAUCGUGCACUAACUCAUACAUGCAGACACAUAUAUAUUUGGUUCAAUUUAAACCUCACUAUAUUUUCAGCAGCAAGUGCACAGCCAAACACCUUUGUUAUUUCAAUAUUUGUGUGUUAAGAUGUUGUGCAGUGUAGUGCAGUAUGAUAACAAUUUGAGUAAGCAUGUGCUUCAAAUUGUCAAUGUAUGAAAAUUGAGUGAAUUGCAACAAAUGAUAAAGUGUGCGGCUCAACAUAUUGCGGUAAUCGGGAUAAUGCUUUGUAGAAAUGUACAGCAUGUUUUAACAUUUGAGUAAGCGUGCGCCAAAUAUAAUUUGCCAUUGUAUCUAUGUGUAUACACCACACAUCAGUCUGUUAUGUGCUCUGUAAAUGUUAACGACUGUUAGGAGUGCUCUGUCUUUAACAUUCAUUGCAUGUUAAAAUUAAAUGUUAAUGUGUGAGCCGGCAAUGAUUUUAUAGCCGGCCAAGUGAAAAUUAAAAUUGUUUUGAUAAAAACAUAAAAAAGUAUACCGAAGCCGAACCUGUUUGUUAAUAGUCAAAGACAAAAGUAUGUACAUAAGUUGUUGACACUUCUUUAACUGUGUAGUUAAUAUCCUGUACAUUACAAAUGUAGGCGAGGCGUGGCUGCGAUCCUACCACAGGAAUGUGUGUAGUUUUGCAGAUAUAUAUGUAUUUUAUGUACGAAAAUGUAUGUGCACUGAAUUAUUGAAUGACAUUCUAAACAGUUUCAAGUUUUACACGCAUUCGAAUUUUUCACCGAAUGUACAAAUAAAUUGGAAAAUAUUACCUUAAUAUUACAUACACAUUUUAGUAAGGAAAGUUGGUGGGGUUUCGACGUAGAGAAAGAAAAGCUAAGAGAGGUUAUAGGGUGAGUGACACAAGGUUUAGUGUAAGUUAGGGGUUGAUACGAGAGAAAGAGAGAACGCCGAUAAAUGUAUGUGCAUAUGGAUGUAUGUUUCUACGCAUAUACGGAAGCAACGCGGCUAAAACGACAAAAGUGUCGAAACUAUCAACGUCGAAAAAGAAAACCAACUACUCCCGGAAGAUUUGCCAAAUGCAAAUGCCAAGAGUCAAGUGAGAGAUUCGCAUUAUUCGCAAUUAAUAUUGCGGGCUUUAAGUACUUACAUUAAUGCCUAUAAUGUAUAGGCUUUUCUGGCAUCGUGAAUUGACGCGUGCUGGGACUGGCUAACACUUACCAAUAGAAUCGGACUUUCUGAUAUAAUGCUGAUAAAAAGGCCCUAAUAUAUAAAACGAUAAAUAUAUAAGAGUUAUAGUACUACAGAAAUAUAUACCAUAUAUAAUGAGAUGUUUGAAGCACAAAUCGUACCGGAGACAAAUAUAUACAGCGAAGUGAGUUCCUCUACAAUAGCUUUGGCUUCGCUACCAAAAUCGCAAAUAUCGCCAUUUGCUAUCAAUAACAAAUCAUCUUCAGUAUCAUCUUCGAAUGCUUCCGGCGUUGAAAGUGGAAUUGUGAUUGUGGAUAAUAGUUCGGUGCCGUUGUCGGCAUUCACAGAUCCAGAAAUCGUAUCGGAAGACAAUACGUAUCAAUUACAGAAACAAUCAGAGUCAACGUCAUUUAUUGCUAACAGAUGCUCACUUAUAAUGUCUAGUCAUGCCGCUGUAAAUGCUACUACUCCAAAAAUGCUUAAUGAUAUUAGUAUGACAGAUUCAAUUCAUAAGAUCAAUCCGACUACCCAUACCCAAAUGAUUGAACAGCAUAAAGUGCAUACAAUCCCGCUAUCCGAAGACCCGCGCACAUUGCAAUUGGCAUUGGAAUUGUCUCUAGUUGGCUUGAAUGAGAACAAUCAAAACGGCUACGUCCAGCCAAUGCCCGCACAAAAUGACUAUGACAUGGGCUCCAUUAAUGUUGUAUCUGCCGCUUUCGCUAGGAGUGAGGUGGCAAUGCAUAAUCUGCCGCUACCACCGACGACCGGAUCUGGACUCUUAAUGACGUCCGCCGGGCUGGAAGACAGAUCAAAGAAGUCUCAAAAUAUGACCGAAUGUGUCCCAGUUCCCAGCUCAGAACACGUUGCUGAAAUCGUGGGACGCCAAGGGUGCAAAAUAAAAGCUUUGAGAGCGAAGACAAACACCUACAUCAAGACUCCAGUUCGAGGAGAGGAGCCCGUAUUUGUUGUAACAGGACGAAAAGAGGAUGUGAACAAGGCCAAACGGGAAAUACUUUCAGCUGCUGAUCACUUCAGCUUAAUUCGAGCAUCCCGAAAGCCCUCAAUUGAAGGAUCGAAUAGUGGACUAUCUGGAAAUGGUAAUUCAGGUUCAUUAAGCGUGGGCAUAAUUGCUCGUGCCCAGUCUGGGCCACCAUGUCUACCCGGGCAGAUCACAAUACAGGUGCGUGUACCCUAUAGAGUUGUGGGUCUAGUAGUUGGUCCCAAAGGUGCCACCAUAAAGCAUAUACAACAAGAAACACAAACAUACAUAGUCACACCGUCUCGCGAGAAGGAGCCCAUUUUCGAGGUAACCGGACUGCCAGAGAAUGUUGAGACAGCACGCAAGCAAAUCGAGGCUCACAUAGCACUUCGAACGGGCAAUAGUACCCAGGGCAGUGAGAAUGGUACUGAAUCAUUAGAAUCGAACGAGUUUGCCACUCUGCACACGAUUAAUACGCUCACUCAGAUACUAGGCGACGAUUUAAACACUAAUAUAUUGUCAUCGAUCUAUAAGAGCGAUAUUUCCCCCAAUGUUAAUUACGCAGAUAAUGCUCUUAAUGUUAUUGAAAAUAUCAACAUCUCCAAUUCGACAACAACAACAAAUGCUAUGAUGAAUGCCGUAUCGGUUCAUAAUUUAACAAAAUGUUUCCCUAAUUCUGAUCUAGUAGAUAUCGCUCCAAUUGUAAGCACAACCGACAAGAAUUUCGCGCUGGCUCUAUUAGGCACUGUUAAUGAGAUUAACGGUCAACCCUUGAAAAAAAAUAUGUUCCGCAAUACCAAUUCGAAUACCAAUGUCAAUGCCAAUACCAAUGUCAAUGCCAAUGCCAAUGUCAAUGGCAGCAAUAAAACUUUAUCCUUCUGUCCACCCACGUCCGUAUCAUCAGGCUCUGCCUCUGCCCAGUGCCAUUCGAUCUCUGCCAACAUAUUGACGCGCUCAUGCUCAUCAGCCUCCUCAACAGCAUCAACCAAAAGCACGAACAAUAGCGCCAAUAGUACUAACAGCGUUAAUACUCCCCCAGAGCUGUUGAAUAUAUGGAAGAAUUUGAAUGAUUCCAUUGACGUUGAUGAGGGUAUUGGAGACUCUCCAAGCAUUUGGAAUCUGCCUUCAGCUACAACAGUCACGACGGCAUCCCAUUGCUCACCAACGGCUUCGGUUAGUCCAACGGACUCGCUUUUGGGUGAGCACUGCCUAAACAUAAGUCAAAAGGUAGGCAACACCUUCAAGGAACCAUGCCCAAAUAGUAGCCAUCUAUUGCAACACCAACGCACCACGGUCCAGACUAGCUCGGACAAAUUGCAUUCAUCGCAUCGCGAGUGUUUUGUGUGCAACGAGAGAGAAGUGACCACAGCUCUUGUUCCUUGUGGUCACAAUAUGUUUUGUAUGGACUGUGCAAACCAGAUCUGUGUCUCCAUGGAAUCAAUUUGUCCAAUAUGCCACUCUAUUGUGUACCAUGCCAUGCGUAUUUUAGCUUAAACCAAUCACAAAAAAUACUGAUAUUAUUUAUUAUUGGUUUAUGAAAUUAAAAUAAUCUUCAUUAUAUUAUAUUAAUAUUUAUAUACAUGCACAUGCCUAUUGACGAACAUUCUAUUCUGGUAUUCCCAGCAUAAAUCCAAUUUUCUUUUAUCUCGUCUAUAUUACAUUCGGUAACCUUAACCUAAUUUGUGGAUAAGUGAAAUUAGAAAUGUUAUAAAUAAGCCAAAGAAAGCAAAUAACCCUUAAUUGAACAAAAAUUAAAUCAAUAUUAAUCAGGUUUCUUCGAGGUACCGAAGAUUUAAUACCCUUAGAGACGUACAGCGUAACGAUCUGACGAUCUGAUCUGACACAAAGAACUCAAUUUUCGACCAAAUAUGGAUUUGGUAGCUAUAUAGUAUGAUACUUAUGACAGUUUGAUAUCGAUAAAACAAUUACAAAUUAUUCAAAACCAACAGCAACUUGUUUAUAUCAUAUAAACACAGUAUUCGAAUGAUUUUUUCUAAGGCAUCUAUUUAACAGUGCGUCAGAACUGAGAGACACACUGACGGGCUGAGAGAUUCCACUUCUGAUAAUAAUUAAUAUUAUACAUACUUUAGAUAGUUGAAGAGAUUAAACACAAUUAUUUCUUGUGUUUAAAUGAUUAAUGUCUUCACUAUAUUAUAAGUAUAAUAUAUUGUGUAGACUUCUUGAGAAUCGAGGAGGAGAGUACUUGAUAGAAAUUCGAUUUAUUUAAAUUUUCAGUACAGCGUCAAAUAAGCUUAGCCUGCGUGUGGUAUUAGAAAACAACAUAUACAAACACACACCCAUACACGCACCCAUGCAUAUGUAUGUAUGUAUGUAUAUAUGUAUGUAU